Nerophis lumbriciformis (worm pipefish) is the source of this 3930-nucleotide messenger RNA. NCBI's taxonomy places the organism in Eukaryota, Metazoa, Chordata, Actinopteri, Syngnathiformes, Syngnathidae. The record is from RefSeq and is a predicted model, not a curated record.
AUGGAUCCCCGCUUCCCGGCGAGCAAAAGCGGGACGGGAGCCGGAGUCUCGGCGCGACACCUCGCCGUCCUCCGACUGCUCGCCUUGACGUUGGUUUCCACGGCGGCAUCCGCUUCGUCCUCCGGAGAUGCGGCCAAGUGGAACGGAAGCUCGGGGUCCCGCCCCCCUCCUUCGGAAGACCGGGCCGCCCAGGGGAUCCACCUGCUCCUCAGACCCCCGGACCUCCUGUCCCCUAGCCUGACCCCGUCGCCGCCCUCCCGCGAGUCGCAGAGGGAACGAGGCGACUCCCCGGAAGAGGCCUGGGCCUCCGGAGACUACGUGGAGACGCUGUCCUUGGCGCUUCCCGACGGCGAGGACCCGUCCCCGACCGCGCCGCUCCCGUACGACGACGAAGGGGAGCGGGCGCCCCCCGCCGACGGGGCCCGGCCGCGGCGUCCGGCUCCGCCCCUCCGCUCCCGCCCUCCCGUUUGGCCCUCGUCCAGCACUCCCUUCUUGCCCCCGCGCACCCUCGAAGUCGGCCCGGACGUCUUCCCCGCCUGGGACGAUGACUACGACCCCGAGGACUUGGCGCCCCUUCGACCCACGGAGCUCCUGCUGCCUGACAUGAACAGUUUGGAAUACUACACCAACCUGUUGGCCGAGGAGCGGGGCGAGGGAGGUCGGCGCGAGACUGAGGGGAAGCAAGGGACCCCCUUCUCCGAAGCGGUCGCUCCUCCCGCGUCCGCCCCGGGGCAAACUCGCCCUCCGACCGAGGCGCCGCCGGAUUCCGCUCCCCCCGCGCUCGGGGGGCCCGUCCCUCGGCCGUCCCUCUCGGCCGUCCCCGCCGGCGAGUCUGAUCCCCCGUCGGUCGACGUCUUCGGGCCGAGCCGGGCCCCUCCCGCUUUCAAUGAGAGCGUGCUCCCCACGGCGGAACCGACCGAACCCGCGCGGGUCACCGGGCGGCCCGAGAAGACGACCGCGGUCUCCGCCGGAACGCCCUCUGCGGUCACCGCUUGGAGGGCGGCCCACGGCCCGCCCUCCAAGCGCUACCUGUGCAACAUCACCAAGCCCGACUCGUACCUGGUCAGAGUAGGCGGGCCCCGGGGCUCGGCCGCCGGCUUCGGUCGCGUCCGUGACCUUUUGAGGAGAGAGUUUAACACGUCGCUGGAGCUUCAGUUCUCCAGACCUCCGUCCAGUUUUGCCUUCCGCGCGGUGUCCGGACCGCUGAUCUACACGGCCAUAUCGGUCAUCAACGCCCUCCGCGGAGCGUCGCGUCUCUCGGGCCCGCUUCCCGCCGUGUCCGCCUUCUACGCCGUCCCCGACGUCCGCUACCACGUCCACACCGUGCUGCUGUUCGUUCCCGCCCACGUGGACGUCCGACUUUGCAACUUCAGCGAGCGGGUGGAGACGGGCUUGGCGACGGCCUACGGCGAAGCGCGCCGGCGCUCUUCCGAGUCGGGCGCCGUCAGCGUGCAGCUGCUGAACAUCACGCUGGGAUCGGCGAGGCCGGCGAGCGAGCGGAAGCUACCCGUCGACGUGGUGUUCGCCGCGCGGGACGGCCGAGGCUACCUGCCGGGUUUCGAGGUCAGCCGGCACCUGAGGAAGCUCAGCCCCGUGGAAUUCAGUUUCUACGUGGGCUUCCCCGCCCUGCAGAUCGCCGAACCAUUUCGUUACCCCGAGCUGAAUACCUCCCAUCACCUGAGAUCUACGUGGGUACGCACAGUCUUGCUCGGCGUUCCGAACGAGAUCUUUUCGGAGAGGAGUUUUAAAGCGCGCGUGGAGCGCCGAUUGGCGUCGCUGCUGGAGGAAGGACUCGGAGCGUCCGGCAGGAAGCGCUGGAGGAGGGCCACCGCCGCGGCCGACGGCAGCCUGCAGGUGGUGCGGGUGGCCAGGUUGUCCGGGUCGCAGCUCCCCCUGGAGAUUUUUUAUUUUGCGGAGGGUCCGGAGGGCGCGCGGAUUCCAGCGGAGGAGACGGCGGAAACCCUGAACGGCUUGGACCUCCAGAGAGCGGCCAUCGUUUUGGGACACCGAGUCCGGCGACCGCUGGCCCAACCGGUGGAGACGGCGGCCGUCCCGCCGUCGGAGACCCGAAGCGGUAGCGUUUGGCUGAUCGUGGGCGUGAUCGUGCCGGUCUCGCUGGCGCUCUUCAUCGUCGUUCUCCUCUACUGGAAGCUUUGCGGCUCCGAGAAAUUGGAGUUUCAGCCGGACGCCAUCAACGCCAUCCAGCAGAGACAGAAGCUUCAGGCUUCCAGCGUGAAAGGUUUCGACUUUGCCAAACUUCACUUGGGCCAGCACAGUAAGGACGACACGGUGGUGAUCCAGGAAUCGGGAGCGCCGCCGGCCCCGCCUAAGGAGGCGGCGCCCUCUGACGGCGGGGACCUCGACACCCCCAAAUCCAAAGGCUCGUCCGCCAAAACCGGCCGAAGCGCGCGGCGUCGCGGCAGGACCGGCCAAUCGGACGCCGACUCUCUGGGCAGCGACCGGUCAAGCGGUAGGGAGUCGGCGGAGGAGAGUACUCGAGCAGCGGCCGCGCACCCGGAUGCCGAGCAGCAGCAGCAGAGGAAGACGUCCAAAAACGGUCAGUCACCUCCUUCUCCCCCCGCAGCUCCGCCGGCGGGAGACGAGCCCGCGUCGUCGUCUUCCAUCUUCGAACACGUGGACCGUCUCUCCCGCGGUUCGUCGGACGCCCCGCGGCGGCCGGCCGGCAAAGUUCAGCUGAUCGCCACGCGGCCGCGAGCCGACGCGCCGCCCGAGGCCGCCGGCCCGUCGCUUUCGCAGAAAGUCGGAACGGAGGUGGCGCUGCGACACAAGUCGGAGAUGGAACAGCGUCGAAACAAACUGCGGCAGCGCGCCAAGAGGCGAGGACAGUGCGAGUUCCCGUCCAUGGACGACAUCAUGGACGCCUUCGGAGACGGACCGGCGCGGGCCGAAGCGGCGCGGCGUCCGUACGGCUCGGCCCGCGAUCGCGCCGACCGCGUCCCGGGCCCCGACGCGCCGUCCCCCCCGACUCCCGCCGGCGAGCGAGGGAGGCGCUCUCCCCGGGGGCGGCGGAACCCAGCCGGAAGUCUUCCGGAUACGGACCGGGAUCGUCUGCUGCUGGACCAGGGCGCCACCUACAGGAAGUACCCCGGACUCAACAACGUGGCGUACAUGUCGGACCCGGACCUGCCUACGGAGCAGGAGAGCCCGUCCCCCAUUGACGAGGUGUUUGAGGGCGCCCCGCCGCCGCCCCCUUACGUGCCGCCCCGGCCGUCCAUCGAGGAGGCGCGGCAGCAGAUGCGCUCGCUCCUCGACGACGCCUUCGCUUUGGUGUCCCCGUCCUCGCGGGGACUGAGCCCCGCCCUUCCCGGACCCGCGGGGAGGCAGUGGGGCUCCUAUCCGACGGGGCCCUUCCACAGCCCCCUCUCGACCAGAUACGCCGAGCUGGGAGUUUCCCCGACAUCCGGCCCGGGCGAUCAGGGUCAUCCGCAUAGACAGAGCUCGGGAGGCUUCGCUUCCGGCGGCGAGCGGCUGCGGGAUCCCGUGCGCUCCGGCGGGGGGCAGUACGAGCAGCUGCCGUCCUCCUCCAGGCCGCGACCUGUCGGAGGCAGCGCAGGUGUGCAGCUCCAGCACCUGACCCAGGUGGGUCUGUCCAGCCAGAUGGGGGCGUACGCCGGCGCGGGUCGCGGCGCCUCCCGCCGGAGCGAGCAGCGCUCGGACCGAGAGCCGUCCGGACGCGGGGCCGGCGGGGAGAGCGCGUCGUCUUUCCCCGAGUUCUCCUCGUUUUUCCGACCGGCCGGCCCUUCGCUCGGGGAGCCGUCGGCGCCGCCUCUUCUGCUUACGUCGCCUCCUCCCGACUACCUGCCCGAGGACGCGUCCCCCUCCGCCCGUAACUCCGCCUCUCUGAUCGAGGCCAUCCGAGAGGAGCUUCGUCGCCUGGCCCGGAAACAGGAGGCGAGCGGCUACCCUUAG